AUGUGCAUGAGUGUUGUUUCUUCGAAUAUUGGAGCCUUAACCAAAAUAGCCGUUGGCAGAGUAAUAAUUUUUGCGUCCUACGGUGUCGGCCAGAUUGUGGCGCCGCAAUAUGCGACAGGAUUCCGAGCGUUCUAUAUCAGCGUAGCCCUGAUGAGCGUGAUCGUGGUCCUCGUGGUGUAA
This is a messenger RNA of Penicillium canariense, 180 nucleotides long. RefSeq names its product pantothenate transporter. The transcript is spliced from 2 exons. The record is from RefSeq and is a predicted model, not a curated record. NCBI's taxonomy places the organism in Eukaryota, Fungi, Ascomycota, Eurotiomycetes, Eurotiales, Aspergillaceae. Bases 1 to 180 code for a protein of 59 amino acids.